Closterium sp. Naga37s-1 is the source of this 4380-nucleotide messenger RNA. The record is from the annotation of a GenBank genome assembly. Lineage: Eukaryota; Viridiplantae; Streptophyta; Zygnematophyceae; Desmidiales; Closteriaceae.
AUGGCCUUUUCUCCCGCUGCGACCCGGUCCGUAGGGAAGGGCAAACAGUGGCCGAAGAGAGGCGGAGCAGGCAGCUCGCCAUACGCGCGGGGCGGUGGGGGAACAGUGGACGAGGGGCACAAAGGGGAGGAAAUUGGCGAAAGGGGUGGUAGUGGGGAGGGGGGGGUGCCGGAUAGCGGGCGGAAGGAGGAAGCGGCGGAUGGCGCGCGGAAGGAGGCAGGGGCGGAAGUGGGGCGAAAAGAUGCAGCGGGAGGGGAGGCGGGCCGGAGUGACGUGGAUAGAAACACGGUGUUUGUGCGCAACGUCUCGUUUAAAGCCACACAGAGCGAUGUGGGUCUGGAAGAUUUUUUCUCUACGGUGGGCGCUAUCCGAAAAUGCCUCCUUGUGGCACAGACAGCCGCAGCACUGAAUGCCUUAUCCCAGCCUUCUUCCUCCUCCGUCUCAUCAACCCCCACCUCCACACGCAUUCCCCUCCUACCCGCAGCUCGAGGGUUUUUUCUCGACGGGAUACGUGCUACAUUCAUAUGGCCUACAUUAGCUUUGAUUAAUUCCCCUCCCCUGCCUUUCAUCCGUCCUCUCAUCUCCUCCUCUCAUCUCUUCCUCUCAUCUACCCCUCCCAUCUGCCCAUCCCAUCUGCCCCUCCCCAUCUGCCCCUCCCCAUCUGCCCCUCUCAUCUGUAAUCUCAUCUGCCCUCUCGUCUGCCCUCUCAUCUGCUCCUCUCAUCUGCUCCUCUCGUCUGCCCUCUCAUCUGCUCCUCUCAUCUGCUCCUCUCAUCUGCUCCUCUCAUCUGCUCCUCUCGUCUGCCCUCUCAUCUGCUCCUCUCAUCUGCUCCUCUCAUCUGCUCCUCUCAUCUGCUCCUCUCGUCUGCCCUCUCAUCUGCUCCUCUCAUCUGCUCCUCUCAUCUGUCCUCUCAUCUGCUUUCUCAUUGCGCUAGCAGAGGACGCGGAGAGGGCAGUGAGGGAGCUCGGGGGAAAGCGGCUGGAGGGGCGACCCCUGGCAGUGGAGCUGGCGAAGAGGCGAGCUUCUCUGGGCGAAAGGUUGGCUAAACGAGGCCCGCGCCCGCAACCCCAUCAAGUAGAGGACCAGGAUGAUCUAACGGGCCUGCAUGGGCUGGGGAGGAGCAACGACCCACAUGGUGCAGGGAGGAGGAGUGGCGGCGCUACAGAUGUCAUGGGGAGAAGAAUACCCACUCGCAUCACCACCUUCCCUGCUGCUGACGCCGAUGCGCCUGCUGCUCCUCCUCCUCCUCCCGCUGCUCCUGCUGCUCCUGCCACGAGUGCUGUCGCUGCCGCUCCUGCUGCUGCUGCUGUGAGCGCACCCGCUGGUGCCAGUGACAAAGCAUCAGCUGUAGCAACACCAGGCAAGGGGGCUGAGGGUAGCAGCAAGAAGGAGAACAAGGAGAAGAAGGAGAAGAAGGGCAAGAACGCUCAGCCUGCCGCUGCUGCUGCCACUACUUCUGUGGCUACUGCAACUGCUCAGAUUGCUGCUGCAGCAACGGCAGAAGGAGGCAGCAAGAAGGAGGGAGGCGGAUCUUCGCUAAAGAAGAGGCCGGCUCGCACGGUGGUGUUCGGAGGGCUCUCAUCCCCAGCAGCAGUGGCGCAUGUCCUCUCUGCUGCUGCCGCCAUCGCUGCUCCUGAGGAGGUCACCAACCCUCUGCCUGAAGAUGCUCUAAAGGAGAGAGGCCUCGCCCUUGAUGGCUGUACCCCCCCUGCCGUCUCGAUCGUAUUCCCAUCGGUGCGGGCCGCCCGCCAGGCUGUGGCAUCGCUGCACGGCUGCACAGUGGAGGGCGGCGCCGAGGCUGGUGGCUCGGAGGAGCAGAGCGUUGCUGUGUGGGCGAGGCAGCUGGGUGGCGAGGGUUCAAAGACGCUCAGCAAUCGGGUCAUUGUUCGCAACCUGCCCUUCAAGGUGGCAGAAGCGGAUUUGAGGAAGGCCUUUGCUGUUGCCGGCUUUCCAUGGGCCGUCAAGAUACCACAUGGGGAGGAUGGCAGGCCUCGAGGAUUCGCUUUUGUCACAUUCACUACAAAGAGCGACGCAGCAAAGGCUAUUGAGAAGGUCAGCGGCACGACCAUCAACGGCCGAGCCGUUUCGGUGGGAUGGGCGGUGGCAAAGAGGGAGCACAUGGAGAGUGUGGAGAAGGAGAAAGCCAAGGAGAACAGAGAUGGGUUGUCGAUGCUGUUCGAUGAUGAGGAUGAUGAGAUGACCGAGGGAGGGGAGGAAGAGGAAGAAGAAGAUAAGGAAGCGGAGGAAAUGGAAGAGGAAGUGGAGGAGGAGGAUGACGAGGUAGAGGAGCAGGAAAUGGAAGAAGAGGAGGAGGAUGAGGAGAGAGAAGCAAGGGUGAAGAGUCUUUUGGAUAUGGAAGCAGAGGAGGAGGAUGAGGAGGAUGAUGAUGAAGAUGAAGAGGAGGAAGAGGAGGAAGAAGGGAGUGAGGAGGAAGAGGUUGAGGAUGAGAGUGAGGAGGGAGAGGAGGAGGAGGACGAGGAGGGGGAAGAGGAAGAAGAGGACGAGGAGGAUGAAACAGAUGAUGAGGAGGAGGAGGAGGUAGAUUGGGAGAUGGAGAUGGGUGGUGGUGGCAGCAGUGGUGCCGUGCAAGGGAGUGAGAAGGAUAUGAUGCUACGGGUGCUGUCCCGAGUGGUUGAGCAGGGGAAGGGGGAGGAGGGGAUGGAGGGCGCAGGGGAGGAAGUGGGGUUGAAAGCAAAAGGUGUGGCUGUGAAAGGUGGGAAGGAAGGGGAUGCAGCAAAAAAGGGGAAGGAGGGGAAGGAGGGAAAGGCAGGGAAGGUUGGCGAGGGAAAGAAGACAGGCUCUCGUGAUGGCAAGGAAGGGACGGGUGUGGAGGAAGGGGAGGUGACGGAAGGGAAGGAUGGGAAGGGCGAGAAGGCAGAGGCGCCGCCAGCGACGGUGUUUGUGAGGAACCUGCCUGUGGAUGCCUCAGCUGACCGCAUUCGAGCAGCCUUUGAACGGUUCGGCAAGGUGGCUGACUGCAGAGUCGUGCUGCACCCCGUUACCAGGCGUCCCCGAGGCUCGGCGUUCGUCCGUUUCGAAACGCCCGAAGCCGCGCAAGCCGCCGUGGCAGGCUCGGCCCGAACCGCCAAGGCCAGGGCCGAGGAGGGGGUGAUCAAGGAGGGAACACGAGCAGCAGAGGGAAUGCCAGCAACAGACAUGGAGAAGAGGAAGAGGCUGCAGCGUGAGAAACUGAUGAAGCUCCGAAGCCCCAACUUCGCGGUGUCGUUGACGCGCCUGGCGGUGCACAACGUGCCACGGGAAAUCGAUGAGAAGCAGCUGAAGCAGGUGUUUGUGGAUGCUGUGAAGGCACGGGCCAAGAAGCAGAAGCCUCAUGUGAAGCAGGUGAAGGUGCUGAGGGAAGCAGACAGGGUGGGGCCAGAUGGCAAGCCGCGGUCUAAGGGAGCGGCGUUCAUUGAGUUCAGUGAGCAUCAGCACGCUGUGGCGGCUCUCAGGGCUCUCAAUAACCAUCCCACCAUCUUCUCUCGUGAUGCUCGCCCCAUAGUGGAGUUUGCGAUUGAGAAUGUCUCGAUAGUGAAGCAGCGGCAGCACACGGUGAUGCAGCAGAGCGACAGGCGGCAGGCAGUGCGGCAGCAGCAGAAGCAGCAGAAGAAGCAGGAGAAGAAGCAGCAGCAGCAGCAGCAGCAGCAGCAAGAAGCUUGUGCUGCUGGUCUGGCGAAAGCAACGGGGGCAAAGAGAAAGCCUGAGGAGGCCGAGCCGCCUGCUGCUGGUGCCACUGAGGGGUCUCCAGCAAAGAAGAAGCAGAAGCAGGUGAAGGGAGCCAAGGGGCGGGUUCAGCAAAGGAAGGGGCAGGGGAAGGACGUGAAGGGGCAUGCGUGUCUGCAGGAGCAAGCAGGUGGGAAGGCAGACGCUGCAACAGAGCAGCAGAGGGCCGGAGUGAAGACAGCCGGUGCAGCAGAGCAGGGAGGGGCGAGAGGCAGUGGGAUGGGCGAGCUAAAGAGGAAGCAGAAGGGUGCAGCAGGGGGCGCUGGUGUGUCUCCUGCUGCUGCAGUGAAAUCUGCUGCUGCUUCUCCCGCGACUGCUAUGAAGGCUGCUGCUGGUGCUGUGAGUCCCGGUGCUAAAAAGGCAAAGACAGACCCAAGGAGGGUGGCAGCAGCAGUGGCAAUGAAAGCUGUUGCUGCCUCUCCUGCUUUUGUAGUAAGUCCCGGUUCUAAGAAACAAAAGACAGACGCAAGGAGAGGAGAAGCAGCGGCUGCAGUGGUGGAGGCUAGGCGGGCGCAGGCAGCACUAGCUGGGCUGGGAAGUGGAGGUGGCGGUGGGGAGAGGGGCAAGGCGAGGAGCAAGAAGGGGUCGGAGCACCAGGAGUUGGUGGAUGAGCUUGAUAGGCUCGUGGCGGCUUACAGAUCAAAGAACUAUGGGUGA